Anguilla anguilla (European eel) is the source of this 3758-nucleotide messenger RNA. RefSeq lists its product as uncharacterized. The coding region runs from base 92 to 3616 and encodes 1174 amino acids. The transcript is spliced from 28 exons. The record is from RefSeq and is a predicted model, not a curated record. NCBI's taxonomy places the organism in Eukaryota, Metazoa, Chordata, Actinopteri, Anguilliformes, Anguillidae.
UUUUUCUUAUUGCAAGGCUACCCAUUUUAAUUUGGAAUUUGAUAUGCAGUUAUAAAAAAAUCUGAAAUAGGGGGUAGUACAAAAAGGUUGCAUGUUGCAGGGAAAUUGCAUGUUUUUCACAGAAGAGACCUCAACCUUAAGGAUGAAGGGAGUAACAGUAAUUCUUCUGACUGCAGUCCUUGCGUUGGGACGAUGUGAGCACCACGAACAUACACUAGAGAAUGUGGCCUUGAAAGGAAAGGCUGUUCAAUCUUCAACAUAUGGCAGUGCUUAUGCUAGGAGGGCUAUUGAUGGAAACCGCGAUGGUGACUACUAUCAUGGAUCCUGUAGCCAUACUGAGGGUGAAACUAACCCCUGGUGGAGAGUGGACCUGCUGGGUGUGCACAGAGUAUCCUCAGUGAUCAUCUCUAACAGAGGGGACGGCUUCUCUGAGCGACUCAAUGAUGCUGAGAUUCACAUUGGGAACUCCCUGGAGAACAAUGGCAAUGACAACCCAACGUGUGCUGUGAUCUCAACCAUUCCACCAAGGGAACCCGUCAGUUUUAAUUGCAGUGGGAUGGUGGGUCGCUACAUCUACGUUCUUCUCCGAGGAUACACCCAAUUCCUGACUCUGUGUGAAGUGGAAGUCUAUGCGAGUCCUGCAGAAGACAUCGGAAUAGCUUCCACCUUGGGACCCAGUAUAACACAAAAAGGGAAUGUUGCUUUGCGGAAAAAGGCGCGUCAGUCAUCAUCCAUCUCUCGGGGCCAGGCUAGCAAGGCCGUUGAUGGAAAACGCAACACUUGGUUCCGAAUGGGAUCUUGCACUCAGACCCGCACUGAAGCUGACCCCUGGUGGAGAGUGGACCUGGAGAAAGCCUAUAAUGUCACCUCUGUAACCAUCACCAGCAGAGAUGACUGCUGCGCAGAGAUGAUUGAUGGAGCUGAGCUCCGAAUUGGAGAUUCCUUGGAAAACAACGGCAACAACAAUCCAAUAUGUACUGUGAUGUCCUCUGUUCCUGCAUGGGAGACCUUGACCUUUCAGUGUCAUGGGAUGAUGGGACGUUAUGUCAACAUCUUCCUCCCUGGCUGCGAUAAAUACCUGACUCUAUGUGAAGUGGAAGUCCAUGCAGAACCUGAUCCUGUCUCCCUGCCAGAAGUCACGACAGACGGUCCACCAUUGGUUACUGAACCAGACUCAUCAGAAGAAUUUGAAGAAAUCCUGUCAUUCGCCUUUGACUUCAUGCAAUCCAUUCAACAAUUAUUUGGCACAAUAUAUCCCGACUCUACCCAAGCAACUGAACACCUGAAAGAAAAUGUACUCUUGGCAUUCGCUGAAGAGGAUGAAGUCACACGAGACAGACAAUGUACUGUGAGUAGGACAGUUCAAGAGAACCGUGCUACUGGUGGCCAAGCUACCCAAUCAACGCGGUGGGACGAUUUUGGUGAUGCAACCAAUGCCAUCGACAGGAAUCGCCAAGGAGUGUAUUUAAAGGGGUCCUGCAGCCACACAAAAGGUGAAACAAACCCCUGGUGGAGAGUGGAUCUGCUGAAAUCGUACAACAUUACUUCUGUGGCCGUUUCUAACCGAGAAGACUGCUGUUCUGAGAGGAUCAAUGGAGCUGAGAUUCAUGUCGGAGACUCACUGGAAAACAAUGGCAAUGAUAAUCCAGUGUGUGCUGUGAUUCCCUACAUCCCAUCAGGGCAAACCAGAACCUAUCAGUGCAAUGGGAUGGUGGGACGCUACGUCAGCAUUCUUCUCCCUGGGAAAUCAAAAUACCUGACUCUGUGUGAGGUGGAGGUGAACGGCAAUGCGAUUGAUAAUGGGCAGCAGUGGGAUGGGACCUUCAGCCAACCCGAGGGCUUCAUUACACGCCUGGCAGAAUCCUCUGAUCGCCAGAAGGGGGUAGUACAAAAAGGUUGCAUGUUGCAGGGAAAUUGCAUGUUUUUCACAGAAGAGACCUCAACCUUAAGGAUGAAGGGAGUAACAGUAAUUCUUCUGACUGCAGUCCUUGCGUUGGGACGAUGUGAGCACCACGAACAUACACUAGAGAAUGUGGCCUUGAAAGGAAAGGCUGUUCAAUCUUCAACAUAUGGCAGUGCUUAUGCUAGGAGGGCUAUUAAUGGAAACCGCGAUGGUGACUACUAUCAUGGAUCCUGUAGCCAUACUGAGGGUGAAACUAACCCCUGGUGGAGAGUGGACCUGCUGGGUGUGCACAGAGUAUCCUCAGUGAUCAUCUCUAACAGAGGGGACGGCUUCUCUGAGCGACUCAAUGAUGCUGAGAUUCACAUUGGGAACUCCCUGGAGAACAAUGGCAAUGACAACCCAACGUGUGCUGUGAUCUCAACCAUUCCACCAUGGGAACCCGUCAGUUUUAAUUGCAGUGGGAUGGUGGGUCGCUACAUCAACGUUCUUCUCCGAGGAUACACCCAAUUCCUGACUCUGUGUGAAGUGGAAGUCUAUGCGAGUCCUGCAGAAAUCACCGGAAUAGCUUCCACUUUGGGACCCAGUAUAACACAAAAAGGGAAUGUUGCUUUGCGGAAAAAGGCGCGUCAGUCAUCAUCCAUCUCUCGGGGCCAGGCUAGCAAGGCCGUUGAUGGAAAACGCAACACUUGGUUCCGAAUGGGAUCUUGCACUCAGACCCGCACUGAAGCUGACCCCUGGUGGAGAGUGGACCUGGAGAAAGCCUAUAAUGUCACCUCUGUAACCAUCACCAGCAGAGAUGACUGCUGCGCAGAGAUGAUUGAUGGAGCUGAGCUCCGAAUUGGAGAUUCCUUGGAAAACAACGGCAACAACAAUCCAAUAUGUACUGUGAUUUCCUCUGUUCCUGCAUGGGAGACCUUGACCUUUCAGUGUCAUGGGAUGAUGGGACGUUACGUCAACAUCUUCCUCCCUGGCUGCGAUAAAUACCUGACUCUGUGUGAAGUGGAAGUCCAUGCAGAACCUGAUCCUGUCUCCCUGCCAGAAGUCAAGACAGACUGUCCACCAUUGGUUACUGAACCAGACUCAUCAGAAGAAUUUGAAGAAAUCCUGUCAUUCGCCUUUGACUUCAUGCAAUCCAUUCAACAAUUAUUUGGCACAAUAUAUCCCGACUCUACCCAAGCAACUGAAUACCUGAAAGAAAAUGUACUCUUGGCGUUCGCUGAAGAGGAUGAAGUCACACGAGACAGACAAUGUACUGCGAGUAGGACAGUUCAAGAGAACCUUGCUACUGGUGGCCAAACUACCCAAUCAACGCGGUGGGACAGUUUCGGUAAUGCAACCAAUGCCAUCGACAGGAAUCGCCAAGGAGUGUAUUUAAAGGGGUCCUGCAGCCACACAAAAGGUGAAACAAACCCCUGGUGGAGAGUGGAUCUGCUGAAAUCGUCCAGCAUUACUUCUGUGGCCGUUUCUAACCGAGAGGACUGCUGUUCUGAGAGGAUCAAUGGAGCUGAGAUUCAUGUCGGAGACUCACUGGAAAACAAUGGCAAUGAUAAUCCAGUGUGUGCUGUGAUUCCCUACAUCCCAUCAGGGCAAACCAGAACCUAUCAGUGCAAUGGGAUGGUGGGACGCUACGUCAGCAUUCUUCUCCCUGGGAAAUCAAAAUACCUGACUCUGUGUGAGGUGGAGGUGAACGGCAAUGCGAUUGAUAAUGAAUGACCAGGUUUGUCUCACUGGUGCCUGGGCAAGAAACCCUCGAGACUGCUCUGUCGUAACCAACACACUGGAGAACUGUUCAGAUAAUGAAGAACUGUUUCUGGGAGAGCUGUCUCUCCAUGGCUUCCAAUAAAAUUUUGCAACA